Messenger RNA from Athalia rosae (coleseed sawfly), 3434 nucleotides. It is a transcript of the gene Fatp1, whose product is annotated as long-chain fatty acid transport protein 4-like. Gene Ontology annotation, cellular component: endoplasmic reticulum. The record is from RefSeq and is a predicted model, not a curated record. NCBI's taxonomy places the organism in Eukaryota, Metazoa, Arthropoda, Insecta, Hymenoptera, Athaliidae. Bases 164 to 2383 code for a protein of 739 amino acids. Gene Ontology annotation, molecular function: long-chain fatty acid-CoA ligase activity; long-chain fatty acid transmembrane transporter activity. The transcript has 12 exons. Gene Ontology annotation, biological process: triglyceride homeostasis.
CGAUGAGCUGAAACAUAAAUCCCUUAAUCAGAUACCAGUGCAGCAUACGGCCGCUGUAAUCUACAUAGAAUAAAAUUAGCCUUGCGAAAAUUUCAUACCUGCAGUGAUACAGCGGGAAAAUAAUUAUUCCAAAUCGAUAAAUAUAAUACAAAACUUAGCAAGGAUGUCCGAACUGAUACCGAACACCCAAGUUUCUAACAAUGGACCAACAAAAAACGGCACGCCGCAGACGAUAAUUCCAAAUUUGGUACAGAGCAAAGACAGGGACGUGGAGCGGGGCGAGGUCAUAGGAUCUUCCCCCACAUCGUUGGUCGGUGAGGUCGGCGCCGACGCGUCCGCCGUUGAAUCCCCACCAAAAUCGUCGGGAGCCGUCGUCGGACCCUCAGGUGUCCCCUUGAUGAGGGGUCGUCGGGGAACAGUUCUGCGUCUGCUGCGGCGCUUGGCGUUGGCGAUGUUCGCGAUCUCCGUCCUGGCCGCGUUGUCGGCCGCCGUAUGGAUAUUCAUGGGGCCUAUGUUCCUGCUGCAAUUGGUCCUUGUGGCGGUCGUCGCCUAUCUCGCAUCCGGCGGACGUCUACGAUGGUUCUACGUCGCCUUCAAAACCCUCCCGAGGGAUCUAACGGCGAUGACCAGGUACAUCAAAUUAUUGUGGACCAUAAAAUCUCACGAGAGAAAAAAUCUGGGCGUCGCUGAUGUAUUCUCUCAAAAUGUGGCCAAGCAUCCGAAUAAAACUUGUUUCAUAUUCGAAGACCGGGAAUGGACCUUCCAACAGGUCGAGGAUUAUAGUAAUAAAAUAGCGACGGUAUUCAAAACGCACGGAUAUCGCAAAGGAGACGCCGUCGCUUUGUUGCUGGAAAAUCGUCCCGAAUUUGUAGCAAUUUGGUUGGGACUGAGUAAACUCGGGGUAAUAGUACCCCUGAUAAAUACGAAUCUGAAAAAAACUUCGUUACUCCAUAGCAUCAACGUAGCUAAUUGUCAGGCGCUUAUUUACGGGGCAGAUUUGGGCGACGCUGUCAAGGAUAUAGCGUCUUCUCUGAGCGCCAAAGUGGCUUUGUACAGAUUGUCAGAGUCUCCUAACGCCGCGUCUGAUGGUUUGAAGGAAAAAGAUCUGAUCGCUAUUCUAGCCGACGCACCGAGCACGCCACCGGUGAUAAGAGAAAAAGGUGGAUACAGCGACAAAUUGUUGUACAUUUAUACAAGCGGAACAACCGGAUUACCCAAAGCCGCAGUUAUCACAAACUCGAGGUACCUCUUCAUCGCCAGCGGGAUCCACUACGUCGCAGGUUUCAAAAGGAGCGACAGAUUCUACACUCCUCUUCCUCUCUACCACACCGCCGGUGGUAUUAUGUCCAUCGGUCAAUCUUUGCUCCACGGAUGCACGACGGUUAUAAGAAAAAAGUUCUCCGCCAGCGCUUAUUUCAACGAUUGCGCGAAAUAUCAAUGCACGAUAGCGCAAUACAUAGGCGAGAUGUGUCGUUACGUAUUGGCUGUACCACCCAAACCUGAAGACACGCAGCAUAGUAUUAGGAUGAUGUUCGGCAACGGACUGAGACCACAAAUAUGGACAGAUUUCGUCGAUAGAUUCAAAAUUCCUAAAGUCGCUGAGUUCUAUGGAGCGACCGAAGGCAAUGCAAAUAUUGUGAACAUCGACAACACCGUAGGAGCUAUCGGUUUCGUCUCAAGAAUUAUUCCAGCUGUCUAUCCGAUCUCUAUCAUCAAAGUAGAUGCGAACGGAGAGCCAAUAAGAAAUGCCAAGGGGCUCUGCAUGACCUGUGAACCAAACGAGCCUGGAGCGUUCAUCGGUAAAAUCAUACCCAAUAAUCCGACAAGGGCAUUCCUUGGAUACGUCGAUUCGAAAGCAUCUCAAAGCAAAGUCGUUACCGAUGUAUUCACUAAAGGGGAUUCGGCGUUCAUUUCUGGUGAUAUACUGGUAGCCGAUGAAUUUGGAUAUCUCUUCUUCAAAGACCGGACCGGAGACACGUACAGAUGGAAAGGCGAAAACGUUUCUACUUCAGAAGUAGAGGCCAUUGUCAGUAAUCUAGCAGACUACAAGGACUGCGUUGUCUACGGUGUUGAGAUAUCUGGUACGGAAGGGAGAGCAGGUAUGGCGGCUAUUUACGAUCCGGAUGACACGCUGAAUUUGGAGCAGUUGGUAUCAGGAAUGAAAGCACAGCUACCAUUCUAUGCUCGACCACAAUUCAUCAGAGCUCUAAGAAAGAUUGAUCUCACAGGCACAUUCAAAUUGAAGAAAAAGGACUUACAAGAUGAGGGAUACAAUCCUUCGAACAUAAAGGACAAAUUAUAUUACCUGGACCCGAAAAGUGGCUACCAAAUUCUAACGACGGAAGCGUACGACCAGAUUCAGCAGGGAAAGAUCCGUUUGUAAUUUCUGCUGGAAAUGCAGCUUUUUCGAUCGAUCGUUGUAGUGAAAUAACAUCUGACUAACAGGGAGUAAUUUGAGUACCGACUAGUAACUCGCUUUGAGAACAGUGGAUACGUUGAGCAUUGCCAAUAGUUGUCCGAAAAGCUAAGUUUUUGUGCCGUUGACAGUGCUUUCAUACAUUAUCAUUCUUUCACUCUUUCUUUUUCGUUUUUUUUUUUUUCUAUUCACACAAGUUUCUUCCAGAAGAUGAAAAGAGAUGCUCAAAAAUCUUCGACGCACAAGCCAAGUAUCAUGACAUGUUUCGUGACCUAAGUUCAAACCCACAAUGACAAGUUGUUAUGUAUUUUCAAACUUAUAAUGUGCUAUGACUGAUUCAAAGAUUUGUAAAUAUACUGUACAUUUGAAAAGAGCAUAAUUAUAUUUGGAUGACAGUAAUUACGAUGCUGUAAGCAGCAUCAGGCCCACGUAGAAAGAUAGAAACGUUUAGAAACUCUAUUAUUUAUUAUCGUCAUAGAUUUCCAGACGAUAUGGGCCUCGAUCUAUGAUAGAUAACGUUUUGGUGACAACUUGACAAUUACUAUGGUGUAUGGUUAUGCUUCGAUAUUACAGCAACACAAGGAAAAAAUACGCGCGUUGGUGUACACCUUUUGUCUGUGGGUAAAUCUUAUCCCUUAACAACAACGAUCUGUGUUUUCUAUUUGAAAGUAGUAUUGAUAAUGAAACACAGUAACCCCAACGCAAUGUUAAAAUAUAAUAUUUGUAAGCCAAUCAGUUUAAGGUACUAUAGUUCCGAUAUAGUAGGAUACAUUAUAUCUUAUCGUUACAAGAGAUUUGGACGAUCGCUAUACGUUUUUGUCGAUCAAUGUACGGAUCUCAUGUCCCUUGUAAAUCCAUGAUGAAAUAGGUACGCAUAUGAUGCAGUAUCGAAGAAUUAUUUUACAAACUGGUGUAUAUUAUGACAAGUUAUAAGGUGUAUGUUUUUGCCACUACAAUUUAGCAAAGAUUGUUAUUUGUUAUUUUUUUAGAAUAAAAAAUUUACUAUUUUCUAAAAUUA